This is a messenger RNA of Sphaerodactylus townsendi, 930 nucleotides long. RefSeq lists its product as uncharacterized. NCBI's taxonomy places the organism in Eukaryota, Metazoa, Chordata, Lepidosauria, Squamata, Sphaerodactylidae. The record is from RefSeq and is a predicted model, not a curated record. The transcript is spliced from 3 exons. The annotation marks the transcript as partial.
AUGCCUCCGGACACAGAGGAGACAGAGCUGCUUCUUCUGGUUGUGACGCUUCUGUGCCACUGGACGAGGGUCGUGUCUGCCGCACAAGCCUUCAUGCACGCCACGGAUGUGCAUGAUAGUUUGCCGCAGGCUUCUGCACUUUCGCCGGUCAGUGGGCGCAGGGCGCGUGGGUCUCGCCGUUGGGUUGCCUUGGCCGCCGCCCCCACGCCGCGCCGCUUCUGGGUGUACCCGCACCGUAGCAGGGACUGGUGGUAUAACUGCGUGUGGUCAUCAUGGAACGAUGAGGAAUGGCUCAAGAACUUCCGCAUGAGCAGAGGAACGUUCCAGAGGAUCGUUGACAGCCUAGCACCAGCAUUGAGGCGCCAAGACACACGCAUGCGGGCGGCGUUGCCCGUGGAGAUGCGAGUGGGGAUGGCCAUUUGGUAUCUGGCCAGUCCCAACUCCUUCAGGGAGGUGCGGCAGCAGUUUGGAGUGGGCACCACCACCGCUUUCGAGGCUGUCCAUGAAUUCUGUGAAGCCGUGAAGAACAUCCUGUUCAAGAGGGUUGUCCGGUUUGCGGAUCCAGUGGAGAAGGUUAUGCGCGGAUUUGCCAACAUAGGCUUCCCACAGUGCGUCGGAGCAAUUGAUGGGUGCCACAUACAGAUUCUAAACCCAUCGGACGCCCAUGCGGACUACAUCAACAGGAAGAGGGCUGCCCUUCCAAGGCGCCUGUGCGGGCUCGUUGGCCCAUCCCCCUCUCGCAAUUCUAUCACCCUCAGUAACAGUGAGCACUUAAGGGUCGAUAUGUCGUCCUCUCGGGGUGUGAACUGGUCGGAAGAGGAGGUGGAGGCGAUGAUACUGUCUGUGAUCAGCAGGGGGGUGGCGCCGAACCUGGUGGGUAGCGGGAAGGCUCCCAACAGGAAAAUCUACUCCGGCCUCAGCAAGGCCAUG